AUGUCAAGCAUGAAUUAUAAUAAUUAUAAUAAUCAACUACCAUUACAAUCAAUAACAACAGCACCACCACCAGUACAAAGAUAUAUGAAUAAUCAACGUCGAGGUGGUACUGUUUAUAGGAACAAACAAUACAACUAUGAAUAUAGCAACUCUAUUCCUAAUAGAAAUUAUAAUAAUGAUUUUUACAGUCUUCAAAAUAAUACGGAUAACAAUUUUUCCAAUCGUCAAAACAAUAAUAAUAAUAUUUUUUAUAAUCGCAAUUUUCAACAACGUCACAAGCGUUAUAGUAUGAAUAAUGACUCUAUGGAAAGUUAUUAUAAUUAUAACAAUAGGCCACCAAUAUUUCAAACAGCAUCACAUAAUACAACUCAAUCAUUUACUGUCAAUGUUGAUACAAAUGAUUUAGAUCAACAACAACAAAGUAGUCAACAUCGGCCAACUACUAAUACAUCAACUCGUAGAUGUCAACAACGUCGAAACCGUCAAGAACAGUAUCGUAACACGGCUGAUAGCGAUAAUAAUUAUAAUUAUAAUCGAUUUAAUGAUUUAACAGAAGCCGAUGCAAAUACAGAUAUUGAAUCAAAUUAUGAUGAUGUUAUGAAUAAUGAUGCUGCACCAAUAAUAAAUAAAAAUAAAAAUAAUAACAAGAAGAUGAAAAUAUUUUAUUUAGAACCCAAUCGAAUAAUGCGUUAUAUGCAAGACAGUGCAUCGCCCAUUUUUAGUAGUCGUGGUAAUCAAGCAUAUAUAUUAGCGUCAACGACUAUUUACGAUGACUGGAUUCGUAACAAUUAUGAUUUACAAGUGUGGCAAAAUUAUUUAAAAAUGGGCACAAAUGAUAAACAUUGGGCCAAAGAAGUAAUUAAAGGAACUAAAAUACGUGAUGAUAUAAUAAAUAGCCGGUUUGUUAAGAAGAAGAUUAAUCGAUUUACGACUAAUAUAACACAAGCAAGCGCUAAUAUCUCAAACUUACAAAUUCAAUUAACUACUUAUUGGACUCAAACUAUAACCAAUGGAAUAACUUCUACAACACCAGCAGCAACAACACUCGAGAGCCUGCUGAAAGAUUACAAAAGUUUAUAUUAA
Messenger RNA from Rotaria socialis, 1083 nucleotides. The record is from the annotation of a GenBank genome assembly. NCBI's taxonomy places the organism in Eukaryota, Metazoa, Rotifera, Eurotatoria, Philodinida, Philodinidae.